AUGAUUAAAUAUUCUAAUAAAAAUGAUUUAUGUCUGUUAAUAUUAUUACCUGCUAAUAAUGCUGCAAGAAAAUAUUGUAAUCAAAUUGAAUCAUCUUCUACAUGUCAAAUACAAAUGGAUAGAAAUCAUAUGGAAAAAGCUUUAGUUUAUACAUGUAUUAAUCAAACAAAAAUGUAUGAAAAUGAAUUAGUUGAUAAUAAUAAUAAUAAUUCAGUAAUAAAUUCAUUGAAAAAUUUAACAAUUGAAACAAAACAACAAAAUAAAAUCAUGAAAGAUUUUAUUAAACAACGUCAAGUGAAAAUUAAUAAGAAAUCUCAUUUAUCAUCUCCAAUAACAAAUACAAAUAUCCCACGUACAUUUAGUCUAUGGUAUACUAAGAAGAAAAAGAAUAUAGUUGAUGAACAUAAUUAA
This is a messenger RNA of Adineta steineri, 411 nucleotides long. The record is from the annotation of a GenBank genome assembly. Lineage: Eukaryota; Metazoa; Rotifera; Eurotatoria; Adinetida; Adinetidae.